AUGUUUGUGCGAUCGCUCUCCACGAUCCGACGGCCGGAAAUCGUUCGUCGGCUCAGCAGCGUACGCACGAUGGGAGCAGCAGCAGCAGCAACGAGACGCGAGUUUGGAAUCAUAGGCAUGGCACGCUCCUCCGCACAAUCAUGUCAGGAGCACUGGUCCCGCCUCUUCCUUCGAUACUUAGAGCUUUCCCUCCAGCUUCCCUCACAUGCUGCUGCUGGUGGGGUGAACACCAGUAGUGCUCGGGAGCCUGCGGCCCAGCCUCGGUCGCUGUCGGGGCUGUUUGCCUCGGACGAGGGCGAGUGGCUCGGGAGCGCCGUACCUGUGGUUCGGAGCGCGCAUAGCAACCCCAACUGGACGGCAGCUUCGGCAUUAAGAGAAUACGAGUGGGUGAAGAGGAAGUUCCAAGGGGCGUGUGGUAGCUGCGAGCAAUUUUCAGAGAGUCAGGUGCGGCAGCUGUUUGCUUGUGGGCUGGCUGUGUGGGUCAAGUACUGGGAGCAGUGGGGCGAGGAGAAACCUGACUGGGCUUAUGAGCUUGAGGAGUGGUAUGGUGGGGAGGAGGGCGAGGAGGGGGGUGAGAGAGAGGAACAAGAGGAGGAGGUAAUUCGGCGCCCGUCCUUCUUCUCCUCCUCUUUCGCGCAAUCCCUGCGCCGCCACGGCACCCUAGGCCGCAGCACAGCCACCCUCGCUGCUCCCGCUGCUGCUGGCAGUGCCGCUCCCAUGCCCUCACCCGUAGAGGCCCGGUGGGGCUCCCAAGGCUCUCUGCAGUACAGACUUGCAAAGGAGGCUCUAGCAGGGGCAGGGGCAGCGGCAGGAUCAGGGGGGGGAGGGGGAGGAGGAGGGGGGUACUUGCAGGGGAUGAUCUGCAGGCAGGAUGAGGUGGUGUUGCUGGUGGGUCUCGCUGCGUCCAUCUGCUCUUGGCAGCCCGCCACCGCAUGCAUGUGCCUCCUUCACCUCCUCGACCGCCUAGCCUUUCUUGAAUCCGCCGCUCGUGCUGCUGAGGCUGCAGCUGCUGCCGUCGCUGCUGCCGGCUUGGGGAAUGUGAGGGCCGCUGCUGCGGCGGCUGCUGCUGUUGCUCCUCCUGCUCCUGCUUCUGCUGUGGUUCCAGCAGGUGUGGCUGGUGGUCAGCAACAGGGGGUGUUGCUGCUCUCCUCCCCUCGCGCGUCUUCUCGAUUCGGGAGGAGCGGGGAUAGCCAGCCCACGUCUCCCACGUUAGGGCAGGCGCAAAGGGAGGGUGCUGCUGCUGCUGCAGCUGGCAUUUUUCCUCGUGUUGGUUCAGCUUCUGGGCUGGAUGCUGCUCCUGACAAUGGGAAACACCACCACCAACACCAUCACCAGCACCAGCACCAGCAGCAGCAGCAGCAGCACGAGCAGGGUGCAAGCCACAAGCGCCGCUUCUCUCUUGCGAUAGGCUCUGCUCUCCUUGGCUCAGCUUUCUCAAGCUUCCAACACUCAGGCUCUGCUGCUCCUGCUGCCGCUGCCGCUGCCGCCGCUGGUUCUGGGUCCGUCUCGCUGAAUGCCGCUAGCUCUGCUGCUACAGCUGCUGUUGCCAGAGUUAGUGUUAGCCAAAUCACCUCUACCAGCACCACCAGCAGCAGCACCACUUUUCCUCCCAGCGCCUGUGGCAGCGGUAGCAGUACCAGCGGCUCCGUUCCCGCUUCCCCAAGCGGCUCUUUCCCUCAAGACGCCUCUCUGGACUCCCCCCACCUCUCGGUAUCCGGCAUGCCUGCUCUCUUUGACCUCCUCCCCUCCGCCCAUCUCGCCUCCUGCCGCGCGCUGGUCAUGAGCUGCCUCCGGUCUGUGCUUACUGCUUGCUUUGACCGCGCUGCUGCUAGCGGCGCUCUGGGAGGAGGGGGGGUGGAUGGUGGGGUGGAGGGAAUGGGACGGUCGAGCUCGCGGCAUGAGCUGGUGAUGCAGGCGCUGUUGAAGCAGCAGCAGGAGCAGCAGCAGCAGGAGGAGGAGAUGCAGAGGAAGCUGCGUGCGGAGCAGGCGAGGCACAGCAACUUGUCAGAGCGAUGCGAGGAGAUAGACCGUCUCUACUACUCCUUCGGCUUCGGCCCUGGUCUUCUAGCCAUGAACCUUGCUGUGGAAACCCGGUCUCUCAGGAACCUCUCUCCAGACGAUCUGCUAGCCUUGGCACGGCACUGCGUGCGCAUGGGCCUGCACGAAGCUGCUUUCAGGUUCGGCAUGGCUGCCGUAGCGACCGGUAGGCUCGGGGUCGACGGGUUCGCGCAGGUGAUUUCGAUGGUGUUUCUCGGGCGAGGCGUGGAGUCGGUUUCAGCGCGGUUCGCGCGGCUUGCUACUGCGAUCAAGAAUGCACCAGGAUCAGCCAUGGCUGCUGCACCUACUGCUACAGCAGCUGCAGUCACAGCUGCUGUGGCGUCCGCACUUGGCCCCGCCGCUAUGGCAACUGCGGGGCUGCAUCUUCCGCCGCUGCCGCAGCCCACGCCUGCUCCUGUGUACAUCGGGCAGUUUGCAGAUGCGAUGCUGAGGAGCAAGCAGCUGAAGCAGCGGUUCCCGUGGGCGUAUGAGGUGACUCUGAACUUCCUCAGGAUGAAUCUCCGGGGUAAUCCUGGGGGUGGGCCCAGCAGUGGUGCGGCGUCGUUCAACCUCUCUGGUGCUUCUGCUUCUCCAUCUGCUUCUACUGGUGGUAGUGGUGGUGGUGGUGCUGGGAAUGGUGUGAUUGGCCUGGUUGGAGGAACAGGAUCGUUAUCAUUUGCAUCAGCAGUAGCAGGAGCAGCAGCAGGAGCAGCUAGAGCAGUGUCACACCGUACAUCGACUGCUACUGCCACAACCUCUGCUGCAGCUGCUGCUGCUGCUGCUGCUGCUGCUUCGCUAUCCCCUUCAUCCUCUUCCCUCUCCUCCAACCCCCCCGCCCCCACGAGCGGGCUGGCAGCAUUAGAAGCGCUAGAGCGCGAGUUAGCAGCACAUGUGGUUCUCAACCGGUGGCUGGGAGUAGGCCUUCCGGGUAGUGGCGUGCGCACAGUGGGGCAGGCAGAGGAGCGAGCAGUGGAGGUAGUAGAGCAGAUUGUAGACCCGGAGCAGCAGGUGGGGUGGGCCGUGUGGCUGCGCGUGGGGCGGCUGUUGGAGAGCGAGCAGCCGCAGCUGCCCAUGCUGCUGGAGACGAUGCAAGUCAAGUCCGUCAUGCAUACGUACGAGCUCAUAGACGCCAACGGGGAAGCAGCAAACUACCUCGCCCUAGAAGCCUUUGAUUGGGGCUUACAGGGGCUGCUCGCCUGCCUAGACCCCUCCGACGGGGCAGCGGAGCUCAUAGAUUUGAUUUACCCGCUGGACGAGGAGCGCGUGCUGCUGUGCCUCACCAUUGCCACCCGCAUGGCUGCCACGCACACCGUGGGGAGCGGGCGGCGAUGGCCGACCCGAGAUCUGCCAAAGUUUGUCGCCCAGUUGCUGUCUCUAGCGGAGACGUGGCGCAUGGAGGGGCAGCAGAUGUCGCGAGCAGUGAGCGUGGUCACUCUGCUGUGGGGCUGGGCGCUGCCCAAGAGAGAACAGCUCAUGGACCAAUGCGGGUCUGCUGACGAAGCAAGGGAAGUCAUGGAGCGAACUGCAUCCUCUAUAUGGGGGUCCCUUGCACAAGGAUCCCAAAAGUAG
Closterium sp. Naga37s-1 is the source of this 3606-nucleotide messenger RNA. NCBI's taxonomy places the organism in Eukaryota, Viridiplantae, Streptophyta, Zygnematophyceae, Desmidiales, Closteriaceae. The record is from the annotation of a GenBank genome assembly.